AGGAGGGUCUUUUUCUGCCUCCCUACUUCCUGCUACUGUCUGAAUGUGUAGCACACAGGUGCUUGCAUGGUGUACUUGAAUAUAUCCAGUAUUCUGAAUUUGCAUAAAUGGUGUAUCCUCAAGUUGUGGAGAAAGGAGGGUUCAUCACUGCUCAGUGCUUACACCUACACAGGUAAGCCACCUGAAGCUUAGUUUGUUUCAGUUACGUAAUGGGUGGAGGAGGAGCAUGUGGAUUGAGUUCAGUUUGAUUCUGAUGUAUCCAGGUGUGUUGGAUUUAUUAUCUGUAAUUGGCUUUAUUACAGAUUAUCUGUAAUCUGCUCUGUGACGGUUUUAUGGCAAAAGGUGGGAUUGGAACACCCAGUGUUCAAAACUCCCAUUGUUCUAGGCACAUUUUGUGACAGGGAAUUUCAUCCGUGCGAGCAGGUUCUGAGCUCCGGGAGCAGUGCUGCACCUAAGAUUUCAGACUAAAACUGCAGAGUGGAAGGAAAGGAGGACCUUUUUCUGCCUCCCCACUUCCAGCUACUCUCUGAAGGCUGGAGACGAGACCCUCCUAAGAAUAUUAGGGGGGGGGGCGGGCAGGGGAAGAACUAGACCAUGUGAAAGAUUUUAGUUGCAGUUCAUUCAUUUUCAGCUUUGUAUUCUUGUUUUUUUUUAAAAGCGCACCUAUACAUUCCACUGUUGCGCCCAUAACAUAGGUUUAAGGUGCCAUUUAGCUCCUAGCUUUCAUAUCUCUGUUUCUAACACUGCUCUGGAAUGCAUGGAGUUGAUGGGUUCCAGGCAGCAGGAGUGGUGGAUGAGAAGUUACUGAAGUCAUCAUUAUCGUAAGGUCUUUGAAUCUGAGUGAUGCUAUGAAAUGGUUUGUGAGACACAUUUCUGGUGACUUUAUGAGCACGCCUCUGUAGUGACCAUUGUGCCAUUUAUCAUUGUGAUUUCAUAUGGAACAGGAUUGAAAGGCAUUGAAAGUUUGUUGCAAAACUCUUAACAUAGAUCACCUCCCUCUCUCCCUUAUGAAAGGCACUACUGUGUCUCGCUUGCAUUGGUCUGUAUACUUUUUAAUUGCAAGCUUUGCCUUAUUAUCACGUUGGUGCAGUGUGCAUCCCUGUGUGGGAAGUCAAUUUGAGCAAAUGUUGUCCUUACCUUUCCACCAAACAUGGUAGCUGGUGCCAUGCAAGUUCUGAGGGUAUGGUUUCGGAGCUUCAGAGAAAUGGAAACAAUUCUUGUUUUAUACUGGCUGCCUCUGCUGUGACAAUUCAUAAGUCUUUCUCAAGCGUCCUCAUAAAUCUCUAAACUUCCCCAUUUGCUUGAGACCAACGAGAGGCAAUGUUUUUGAUAUUUGAAUCCAAGAUGGUCUGAAAAAUGAGGAAAUUACACACUUUGAACAGGUGGUCCAUUGUCACGAUUUACAGUAGUAGGCAGGCCAUUAGAUGAAAAGCAUUUGUCCAAUUUGGGGGUGACAGCAUUCGCUGAAGUAGUGGUGACCAUUUCUACCUCUUGAUCACUGCUGUGCUCAUCCAUAACAACCCAAAGAUGUCCUCCAUUGGCGAGGUCACAGAAAUCAGCACUGACUCGACCAAUGGUGAUAGAGGACAAGGGGAAACAUGCAGUGGCGCAGGGUAGAGUUUCUGUGGAAUAUUUUAUAUGCUUAUAUUUUAAUCCCAGGGAGGCAGAGACCGAAACCAAAAGUGGGUGGGGCGACCCCUUGCCUCACACUUUCUUUCUGCUACCUCCCUCCCUUCACCCAGAUCUUCAGCUGAUUGCAUACAGAGGGCUUUUGAAAUUAGGGCCACAUAAAAUUUGGCUAAAGGCCUCGUGUGGCCCUAGGGCUGCUGCAGUUUGCCCACUCCUGCCCUAGUGGUUGCAUCUCUGCCAUGGAAGCAGAGCAUUCACAGGUUAGAGAUUUGUCAGUUCAACGGAGACUCUUCUUGAGGUUGCUUAUUUACACUAUUCUCCUUUUAUGAAAUAAGUUUUGCAAGGGUAGUCUGUGGCCACUUCCCUUCCUGUAAACUGAUACAUAUGAGGCAUUUGAUCCCUGGGGGUGGGAAAAAACCCCCCUAUAAAUUCAAGUUAGUUGGAGCUGGGUGAAAGGAAGGAGGGAGGAAAAAGUGCUGCAUUUGUGUCCCCGUUCAAUUCAUCACUGCAAGGGCCUGAGAUAAUGCCUGUCACACAAAACUUCCCAAAAUAGAGCUCUUUGCUGCAGAGAAGGUUGCGGGGAGGGAAGGUACAGUAUAUGAGUUUCAGGAGGCAGAGUCCUUUAGAUCUAUUAAAAAAGCUGUAAGAAUUAUUGCUGAGUAGAACGCUUGAUUAUGCAACAUGAAGCCUUCUCUCUGGCUUGUCAUAUAGCGAGUGACCGAGAAUAUGGUCCUGGUUUAACACUUUUGAGGGCAGCUCUGCCUUCCCCAUCCAUUUGAUGGCUGGGUGUGUGUAUUAGGAAGACACACAACACUUUGCAGGGGAAGGGCCCUAGCUCAGAGGCAGAGCUUUUGCACUGCAUGCAGAAGGUCCCAGGUUCAUUCUACUAGCAGUCAGUACUGAGUUUGAUGGACCACUUCUCUGAUUCAGAAUAAGGCAGCUUCCUAUGUUCCUACAUAGGUUUUUCUUUGCCAGCCUGGGCUGGGGGAGAGAACUGUUGCUGGGGGGAGAGGCUUUGCUGUGGUGGAGGACCCAACUUAAUAGUGGUGGUAGGAGAGCCUGUUGAAAGCAUGUACUGUACACUAUUUUAUGACAUUUUUGUUGGCAUAAUAAAGAUAUUGCCCUGGUAUGGACUUUUUCUUAUGGACCAACAUAGCUACUUUUAAUAUCCUUGUGUUUAUCCUUUCCACAGUUUCUUAUAAUAUGGAAUCUUGGGCAUUAGUAUUAUGUACUAUUAUGUGCUUAUUCUUACAUUCUAGUAAUGGGAGUUGUUUCUUCCAGCCUUUUGACAACUAAUCUUUCAGCAGAAGCUAACUUAUUCCCUACAAAUUGUUUGUGUUUAGAUAGUAUCCCACCCAUUCAAUCUACCAAGUGAAAUAACUUUGGGAUUGGUUUAUAUCUUAUUCUCUUUAACAUUGUAUAUUACAUUAAUAACUUUAUCCCAAAAGUUUAUUAUUUAUUUUCAGUCCCAUCAAAGAUGCUUGGAACAUACAGUGUAGGGCCAAACUAUGGGAUUACCAGCCUCAUAUAACCAACAUGCUUAAGUUUAAUUAACACAUGAAGAGGUUAAUACCAUAGAGUAAGCUGUCCUGCCAGGCUUAGCUAUGUCCACUUCCCCUCACCUUGGGAGGUAAUCAAGCCUUUGUUCUCCCCCAGUCUACCUGAGAGCCUCAUAGUGUGAAGAGGUUUGAGCUGGUUGCUCCAGCCCAGCCACAUGGCUUUCACCAGCCAUUCUUGAGUUCCUUUAUACCAAUACAGUGGUACCUCGGGUUAAGAACUUAAUUCAAUCUGGAGGUCCGUUCUUAACCUGAAACUGUUCUUAACCUGAGGUACCACUUUAGCUAAUGGGGCCUCCCGCUGCCGCCGCACCACUGGAGCACAAUUUCUGUUCUCAUCCUGAAGCAAAGUUCUUAACCCAAGUCUGUAACCUGAAGCGUGUGUAACCCGAGGUACCACUGUACUUGAGGCACUUUCACUACUUCAUAACUAAACCAAGUUCUACUGCCUCUGUGCAACUUUCUGAAGCAAUCGAACCUGGAGAGUUUGUUAGUGAACCAUUUUUAAACUUACCAAAGACGUGUGGUCUUUUAGUAUGGUAGGGAAAGAGGGAAACUUUGGAAAGAAACUUUUCCAGGGGGCAUUUUGGAACUCCCAUCACCCCAGACCAAUGGCUGGGCUGGCUGGGGCUGACAGGAGUAGGAGCCGAGCACCUCCUUAUCCUUCUGGCAGCUGCCCUUUCUCCUUUCCUCUCCAUUGUCGGAUUUAUGCGAGGCACUCGCCAGAAACAGGCGUUAUCACCACCGCCAUCCGCCUGCCUGGCAGAAAACACGUCCAGGUGUACUUCGGGGGAAGUUCUCCCUUUGUCCUCCGGAGGGCGCUGCUGCUAAACGCAAGUUCCCCGCGGGAGCUGCGUUUGCAAGGCGGCAUUAUUUCGCCAGCCGAGCUGCUGCGCGCGCGGCGCUUUCUCUUUCUGCCCCUCGGGAGAGUCGCCUUUUUGCACGGCUGCGCUGGCUGCCUUUGAAGUGCAUGGGGGAAACCCGCGAAGCUGCCGCCGAGCGAAGUAAGUAUCGCAGGGCCGAGGCUGCAAGGGGACAAAGCGCGACGAGGAGUUGCACGCGUACUUCGCAAGCUCGAUCUCUUGCUGAAGCACGCUUGGAUUGCGCGGGGCGUUGCAGGCGAUGCUACGCUGUCUUGCUACGUUGCACCAGCCGCUUCGGUAGUUGCUCCUUGCUCGAAUCGUUUAAAAGUUAGCCGUCGUUGACUUUGCAACCAGUAAGAGAUUCAGAAUGGUCUGCAAGUCUCCCAGAUCAGUGGCAACUCUGGCAAUUUAUUUUAUUUUAUUGUUGCAAGCACGAUUAUUUUGCUCGAAGCAUCAUUCGUUUGUGUGUGUUUUUUUUGUUUUGCAUGUUUGCUUCCAGCCGGCACUCGCGGAGAUGAUAAUAGCAUUAACAGAGCUUUUUCAUUCUGUAUCUUAAAAGCCCAGUGCAUUUUCUUUUCAAGAGUUGAGUACAGCUGGGGCGGGUGAGAAGGGGGGGGGGAUACAGAACCCAUUUCCAUCUAGGCUUGAUGGGUGCUUUCGCAUCGCGCUUCUUCGCCUCCCUGCUGUAUUUCUGCGGUUGCUAAUAGCGUUGGAUGGACGCAGAAAGCAGAAAGAUUGGCGGGGGAAGAUGCCAUCAUCACACUUGCGUUUUCUGAGUGGGACGGAGGAGCCAAGAAUCUCGCGUCCUUAGAUUUUGUUUAGUAAAGAGUGCGAUCCUCGAGCCUGGUGAAGCCAGUUUAGACCCAUAUUUGUAUAAACCCAGUUUAAUCUGUUUGCUGAUGAAUCACAAAGCUUAGCGGAGCCUCUCGACCACAUUCUGCACAACUUGUUCUGUGCACUUACCCUGCAACAACUAUUAAGCUUGUUGGAUUGACCAGAUCUCUUCUUCCUUCCCUGCCAUGCACACAGUGACUUUAGAUCUAUUCCUGCAAGACAUUUCCCAUUAAGAAUAGUCCACUUGUAACAGAAAGCAUCUCACAGAGCUGUAAUUAGUAAAAUACAGAGCUAGGGUUCCUAAACGUGUAGCAUACAGGUGGUUGUAUGGUGUACUUGAAUAUAUCCAAUAUUCUGAACUUGCAUAAAUGGUGUAUCCUCAGUAGUGGAGAAAGGAGGGUUCAUCACUGCUCAGUGCUUACACCUACACAGGUAAGCCAACUGAAGCUUAGUUUGUUUCAGGUACCUAAUGGGUGGUGGAGGAGCAUGCAGAUUGAGUUCAGUUUGAUUCUGAUGUAUCCAGGUGUGUUGGAUUCAUUAUCCGUAAUUGGCUUUGUGUGAUCUGCUCUGUGACGGUUUUAUGGCAAAAGGUGGGAUUGGAACACCCAGUGUUCAAAACUCCCAUUGUUCUAGGCACAUUUUGUGACAGGGAAUUUCAUCAGUGCGAGCAGGUUCUGAGCUCUGGGAGCAGUGCUUGCGCCUAAGAUUUCAGACUAAAACUGCAGAGUGGAAGGAAAGGAGGACCUUUUUCUGCCUCCCCACUUCCAGCUACUCUCUGAAGGCUGGAGAAGAGACCCUCUUAAGAAUAUUAGAGGAGUGGGCAGGGGAAGGACUAGACCACAUGAAAAAACCUAAGAUUUUAGCUGCAGUUCAUUCAUUUUCAUCUUUGUAUUCUUGUUAUAAAAAAGUGUGCCUAGCCAUUCCAUUGUUGUGCCCAUAACCUAGAUUUAAGGUGCCAUUUAGCUCCUAGCUUUCAUAUCUCAGUUUCUAACACUGGAGAGACCAAUAAAGAAAUGUGCAUGCUAAUAUUUUGUUUCCCUUGCUGGGAUGGUGUUAUCUGGGGAGAUAACCCUACAUAUUAAGGAUCCUGUAGCUGUUUAUAGGAGCCAUACACUAGAAGAGGGCAGUAGCUCAGUGGUAGAGCCUUGCUUUACAGGCAGAAGAUCCGAGGUUCAGUUUUUGGUUUGGGGAAACCCAGUCAGAUGGCGGGGUAUAAAUGGUUUUUUUAUUUAUUAUUUAUUAUUAUUAUUAUUGUCUCCAGGUAGGUAUGGAAAACUCCUGAGUGAAAUUCUGGGGAGGUGCUGCCAGUCCGUGUCAAUAACGUUGAGCUAAAUGGAACUCAUAGCCUGAUUCUUUAUAAGGUAGCUCCUAUAUUUUACACAAUAUGUUAGCCCCAGCAUGCUCUCCGCCUUCACUUUCCACCUCCCCAAAAGUAAAGGUUUUUCUUCUUCCUUGAGAUCAAGAAAAGAACGUGGCAAUGUGUUGCUUCUGACUGGGCAAUACGUAGAAGGGGCAGAUGACAAAACCCAUCCAAAAAUGCCUCCACAGGAGUGGCAUUUCAAGUAAUUGUCAGCUGAUGAAAAGUGAUAACUACUAAUGCAGGCAUAGGCAAACUCUGCCCUCCAGAUGUUUUGGGACUACAACUCCCAUGAACCCUAGCUAACAGGACCAGUGAUCAGGGAUGAUGGGAAUUGUAGUCCCAAAACAUCUGGAGGGCCGAGUUUGCCUAUGCCUGUAAUAACAAUUAUGGAAGCCUGAGUGCAACCCAUCUUUAGACGUUCCCAAUAUGUUCUCCUGGGACCCCCUGCCCAUGAAAACUUUUUAAAGUUUACUUCCAUCAAGAAUUUGCGGCAGGAGGGGAGUCUUAAUAGGUGUAAAAAGUACUGCCUGGUGGCAGAAAAGUUUUCUUUCCUCAAAGGCAUCAGCCCCAUAGGCAUAGCUAGCUGCUCCUGCCCCCGGAGCAGCGGGGGCAGGGCAAGCAACUCACGGGGCGCCGCAACGAUCCACCUAGGGAGUCUGCCUGGUGGACGCAAGCCCCACGCUGCCAUUUUGGGCAGCGCAGGGCCCUGAGCCACUGCGUCACUCCCAGGAGAGACGUGUGGCUCGGGCGCGCUGCAGGCCAGGCCCCGCAGUAAGUGCCACCCCCCUUGGUGUGCCAUUUUGUCACUCCCUCAGGGACGACACCCAGGGCGGGCUCCACUCCCCUUCCUAUGCCCCUAAUCAGCCCAAACUUAUGUAUCUGAAUGCUGAUUUAGAAGCCGCCAGUGUUCCUCUCUCAACAACCUUGGCCUUGGUGGGCCCAUGCCAGUACUGGGUGGGGAACGAGGCAACAAUGGGCAGAGGCUAGUUUCUCCUACCCCCCCCCAUUCUACUUGGGCAAGCGAAAGGUCCAGUCCCAGUUCAGGGACACAUUACUGCCAGUCCAGAAGACUCAAGGGUGGUGUAAAGGCCUGGGCAGAAAGGAUGUGGCUGGGGAGGGUGCAUGGUUUGGGAGAGUCCCAAGAAUCAGAUAGAGAAGCUUAGAGGGCUUUAUCCCACCCACUCCUGAGCCUGAGGCCCCCCACCCUGCAACUUAAGUCUUGCCCGUGAGUGUUAAGACUGGUAUCCGCAACAUGCACGUUAACUAUGCUCUGUGUUCUUUAGUAAGUGUGUUUGGAAUGGAAGCCUGGCAGCAGCAGCCUUAUUCAGAAGUAAGACCCAUUGAGUUCAAUGGCACUUACUCCCAGGUUAAGUGGGUUUAGGAUUGCAGCCUUACUAGCUGGUUUAUUGACACAUAAGUGGGGACCUGUGGACCCCUGCACUUAAUUCCUGCCAUUAAGCAGCCCCUUUCAAGGAUGCUCCCCCCCCCCCCCAGUUUUUCAGUAUUCUCCCUUUCCAUAUCUUUUCAAAGCUUUGAACUUUCUCAGCCUUUGCAUUUACGUAUUUUAGUAAAUGUAUACCCUUCCUGUUCAUCUGGUGCUGCCUAAGACAGCUAACAAAACACAUGGAUAUGAGUAUGUGUGUGGAUAGCUCUCUCUCUCUCUCUGUGUGUGUGAAAACAAGAUGAAAUACAAAUAAAUAAAAAAGUGCAGAUCUCCUAUCAGGGCAAGGAAUAGCUGAAACAAGACUGUAAAGGUGCAGUUCUAAAUACAUGUAACUUAGCAACUAAGCCCUGGAUUGAGUAGAUCUGACUUGAGAAGUAAGUGUAGGAUCGUGCUGCUAGGUUUUGGGAUUUUGAUCUCGCAGCCAUUGGUGUGAGAAGGGAUCCACUACAAUUCCCCUCCUCCUUUUCUGGAAGCGUGGGCUGAGGAUGCUGAAAAUGUCACUGCUGCAGCUUUUAUGCAAGGGAGAAGAGAGGACUUUUUUCCUUAUGAAACUGUCAAUCUCCCUUAUUAUUUUGUAAGCGAUAAAAAUUGCGUUAAGCUGUUAGCCUCCCCCACAAAAAUCAUCCUAGAAGGCUGAACUGGAAAGUGUUCGCUGUGUUGCUUCAGAUGCAAAACAAAUGGCAAGCUGGUCUUCAGCUGACUCGUAGAAAAACUCUCUGAUUCUAACUUCUCAUACCUGACUGAGUCACCAUCCUUCCUGUCCACAAAGAUGGAUUCCUCCCAUGACUCUUUGUGGUUGCUUAAUCAACAUUUUCACUCUCCUUAUACCAGUUCAGACUGUCCACCAAGCCUACUGUCCACUGUAACUGGCAAAAGCUCUCUGGGAUCUUGGGCAGAGAUCUUUCCCCAUUACUACCACCUGAUUUUGUUGUUGUUGAACGUGGGACUUGGGUUGAACUUGGGACCUGCUGGCAUGCAAAGUGUUAGCAGUAACCAACAGGCUGUGUACACAACACUAUACCUGUAAAACACAAUCAAAGAACAUCAUUCCCUCAAAGAAUUAUGGUUAACCCCUUAAAGAGUUACGAUUCCCAGGAAUUCUUUACAAACUACAGUUACCUGUAUUCUUUGAGAGAAAGAAUGGGCAUUUAUUAUAAUUAUCAUCACAAUCCCACCACAUUUAUAUAGUGUUUAAAGGCUUGGAUUCUAUGGCUUUUCCUCCAGUCUGUAAAUGAUAUAAUAUAUUGCUGCGUGCCGCCCCAAUCUCCAAGCGGUGCGAGAUUUGAGAGGUUCCAGGCGCUCGCCCAGGGUUUGUGUUUCCUUUUGGGAAUGAGGCACUGUGGAGACGGUAGUGUUUUGAUGAUAUAUGGUUUGUUCACACAUAUAUGCAACCUGAGCCUACGAUGGAGGGGCUCACAGCAUCAACGGCCCCAAAGGGUCUUGUUUCUCCCAUAGCCACAGCCUUGGAUUCUAGCAGAAAUCAGCCAUGGCGCGCGCGCUCUCUGCUUUUCCAGCCUGCCACUUUUUCUUCUAGGCCACAUCACAGCAAACUCUGCCCUCAAACCCCAGCUUUGCCCUUCUAACUAUCCGAGAGCUGGAGAAGAAGCCCCCCCCCAUUUCACAUCUGGCACAGAGCCCUUUCCUUUGCUCUCUUAAUGGCCAGUUACCUCAUCAGGAAGCUAGCCUCCCUUGACCAGCUGGCUAGGAUUACAAGUGUCUGGCACCCACAAACUCAUAACAAUAUGAUCUGUUUUUGCCCUCUUUAUUUGGUGGAGAGGGGCCUGAAGGGGGGAAGCAUUGACUGAAGCAUCUUAGUUAAUAAAAUGGUUGAGGCGCAUCUCUUAGCUUUGCUCCUGGUGGCCACAGAGGCAUCCCACGAAAUGUGUGGUAUGCAAGGGGCCUGAUCCUGUAAUCCAAUUUAUUGUAAGCAGACUGUCUCUGUGAAGUUAAUUAAUUGGUGUUGUUAAGACAGGCAGCGUACCACGGCUUAAGCCCCGUAUAAUCCUUCAAGUGGAUUUAAGAAGGGAUUGACUCACCCACAUUUUGUAGACCCAGCAGGUAGGUAGAUAUUCCUUUGAAACCGGUGUGAGUUGUUGGCGACGAAGCUAGAUCUUGGAUCGAGCAACAAAGGUAGCUCACAUUUUAGCAUCUCUUUUAUAUUUGCAGCAUAUCUGAAUAUUAUUAAUUCAAUUAUUUACCAAAAGGGACCAGGGUGGGUUUCAGCAAUUUAAAAAUAUUGGGAUGAAUUCAGCAUUGUGCUUUGUUGAACAUUCUGUCAGUGCAAACUUUUCAACUUGCCAGACAGAACAACUCCCCUCUCCUCUCCUAUUCGCUGUGCUGUUUUCGGGGUUCUCCUGACCCUUCCCCAAAGCUGUUUUUUGGGGGAGCGGGGGGGGAGGCCAGUUGCACAAGUAGAAUACCUUGCCCAGGGCUUCUACAGUUGGGACUUGUUGAUCACAGGACUAUUCCAUUCUAGGGGUUGGAUUCGAAUCUAUUGCCUGUCUUCCAAAGAACCUUUGAAUAUCAGACAAUCUUACCACCUUAUUAUUAUUUCUGCUAUACCCCUUUUUGGCUGUUCAGGCUUUUGAAAAGCAGGAGCACACAAGGCAAUGUCUUCUGGGACAGCUUGUCUUCUGUGGUCUCAUACCACCAUUUCCCACAGGGGCACAUACUAAUACAAUUGUUGGUGCUCCGGGAGAUCCUUUCUUAGACUUGGAAGGUGUAUUUCCAGGGCCUCAGAGACUGCAACAGACAAUGCAUCAGUUCUGCUGACUUUGCAAGGUACAAACCUGAGAGUCCCUGACAGUAAUCCCCAUCUCCCCUCUCAAUUUCUCUCUGACUUAAAGUACGUUACUAUGGGAAACCUUACUGCAGGGAUAGGCAACCUGUGGCUCUCCAGAAUUCAGACGUUGUUGGACUCCAAAUCCCAUCGGCCCCAGCCAGCAUGACCCAAUGGUAAGGGAUGGUAGGAAUUGUUCCCAUCAACACUUGGAGGGCCACCAGACUCCCUGGCCCACACCGAUUAUCCAAAGUUUAGAGAAUCUUUAGAACAUCUUAGUAAAAAUUAGCCAGGUUCAGAGUAGAGAGAAAGACCUGAGCAUGCUUGCAAAGGGGGUCUGGAGGUAACAUCUGCAGCAGCCCAGAUGUCAGUCCCCAGAUCCAGCUUUUUAGGUACCAGCGAUGGCUAGUCAUUUUUGUUUUUGCACUCCUGACAAAGACGAUUGACCUGGCCAUGUCAUAUCAGACAGAAUCAGCUCCAGAGUAGUCCGAUGUUUAUGUGAUUCAAGAAUUGUUGGGCUGUGCCAGGGAUGCAUUCCCCAAAGCUGAAAGAGGCACUAGAUUAAUACACUUCAGAUUCAUCCAAUCUGUCUGCAGCUUUAAUAAAUCUGAUUUCAUCACAUCUCUUAUUAAAUAUGGAUAAGAUCAUCCAGGAUUUCUUUCACUGCCUCGUAAUUCAGUUUCCCAAUUAGCUUGCCCAGCUCAUGUGAAAAGUGCAGUUUCCACUCGUCCUGAAGAUGACAAAUUAAUCCCAGUUUCUAGGUUUCUCUGCCUCUGCAUCAGAUCUGAGAUUGCAUAUUUCAGAACAAACACAGGGCUAUUCACUCCUAGAGAUUUAUCAAAACAAUUCCCUCCCCUUUCUCUCUUCAUAGGUUGCCGUUAACCUUCAGACUGGUCCACGCUUUGAAAUACUGUAAUCUUUUGUGCAUUGUCUAAUUGUUGCAGGUGUUUGAAAAUUAUAAUGAAAAAAAUUAAUAUCCAAACAAAUCUUUAAGGCUCCCCGCAGCAAUACAACUUGUACACCUUUUAAGAUAAUUUCUAAAUCACUUAGUCCUCGGAAUACGUUUUUCUCCCAUUUCAUCUUGCACUUUCCCUUCACUCGAAACCUUGCAUAUUAUGAUUAACACCUGAUUCAUACAAAGCAUAUUCAUUUUUGCAUGGUUAUCGACUCAACUGUGCAAUUACAGUGAUUAUUACACCGUAGAUCUAGGGGUACAUCCUGUGCAGCCUCCUCUCCAAAAUCUAGAUAGCAUGAGUGGCAUCAAUAAUUAUGGAAUUAUGAAGACCUGGGAGCUAUGGCUCUCAUAUCAUAAAUUGAUGACAAGUAGUCAGUUGCCAUUAUGUGUGAAUCUGCUGGUAAUGGCGGUGGCCUUCAGCUCAUGCAUAAGAAGAACCCACUGAAUCAGGCCAAUGGUCCAUCUAAUGGUCCACUGAAGUCCAGAAUCAUGUUCUCACAGUUGCCAAUCAGACACCUGUGGGAAGCCCACAAACAAGACAGGAGCACAUCUGCCUCCUUGCAGUUCCCAGCAACUGGCAUGCAGAGGCAACCUGCCUGGGACUGUGCAGGUAAAACACAGCCAGCAUGACUAGUAGCCACUGAUAGCCUUAUCCUCCAAUCUUUUUGUAAAGGCAUCCAAGAUGGUGCCUGUCACUGCCUCCCAUGGGAGCCAGUAGGUUAGGGUUAUUUUCAUACUCGUCCAGUCUGUUCCACACAAUGAAUCUUAGUCGUGGACUGCAAAACUCUUUUAUUUAUUAAUAGGAUUUCUAACACACCCUUUAUCAAGUAAAAAAUAAAAUAAAAUCCCAGGGCCAGGGACAUAGAAACUAAUAAAAUAUAGUCACAGAUGGAAAUUCAGCAGCGCAGCUAAAACAGAGUCAGAGCUAUAGGCACAAACAAUUUAAGCACCACUCUAAGCAAUAAAUGCCUGAGCAAGCUCAGUGGUAAUCUAGGAUUGGAACCUGGUUGGUGAUUUGAGUCUUUUCCAGAUGACCUGUUUAUUGUUUGCACUGUUUGCAGGGAGGUUAGAUGGCAUUGAACAUUUGUUCUGAUUUGUUUGUGGGGAGGUUAUACCAUGUGGCAUCAAACAGUUGUUAUCCCACACUUUCCAAUGCAUUUUCCUGUCACUUUCCUUAUCGCGAAAAGUCCAAUAUUGGGGGCAGUGGGUUUCUUGAACAAGAUGGCCAAAUCAGCUUUCAUUGGGCCAUCCGAAUUUGCCAGUAUGUGGUUGAAAACAGUGCUAGUCUGGAAACGCCCAAAGUCAGAUAUUGGUUGAUGUUCACACAGAAGGAACAGUCAUUGUUAUUAUUUAUUACAUUUCUAUAGAACCCUUCAUUUGAGCAUCACGGGGCAGUUUACAAUAUAAAAAUGCAAGAAUACAUACCAUAGUAACAAGCAAAAUGGUUUGCUUUAACCGUGGUCUGUUUGACAGAAGGGACGGCAGCAACACGUUUAAUGAAAAGUUGUGACAAAAACUGCUACUUGCAAUAAUUAACUGGCUGUUACAUUGUUCCUGGUGUGUUGGGAGGACAGCAUUCCUCUCGUCCUCAGUUCAUGCUUUGUAUUUUUUAUUUCCCCCUAUUCUUUUCCCACUGUGAUGGUUUCUCUUCUCCCCUUCCCUUUUUUUCACCCCCAGCAUGAAUCAGGACAUCAGACCUAUUUCCUGGUGAAACUUUAGAUGACCUGUAUCUUCAGCCUCUGUUUUUAAAAUGGCAAGUGCUACUUUGCGCCAUGGAGUGACCAUCACUGGAGCUAUCCUGCUGGUGACGGGGACUCUCUGUUUUGCUUGGUGGAGUGAUGGCGAGAUGGGAGCCGCCCCAUCUAGCAGUGAGCCAAAGAUCAUGCCUGAUGGAGAGGUCGGACCAGUGGCAAGCUCUUCUUCCUCAUCUAAUGCAAUGCUCAGGUCCAUAAGCUUCUUCUGCUGUGGAAUUGGCGGUCUCCUCCUCCUUUUUGGCCUUCUGUGGUCAGCCAAUGCAGGGAUAAUUUCUCGCCGCUAUCAGUACCAUUUUUCAAGGGACCUUCAUUACUCCACCGUGGAGCCUCUUGAGAAACAGACCUGCAGGUCAGCACGAUCUUUGCGCCCAAACCUGAUGGGGGUAGAUUGGUGCUUAGCUAAAACUAGGAUACGACGUCUAUGAUGUACAAUGAUAAAAUAUCGCUUUGUGGUAUCAUUUUUUUCCAUUUGCUGCUUUUGAUCUACAGCGUAGCAUCUUCCCUGGCUAGCACUGUUUCAAGGUGAACUCUGCGAUCUCAGUAUAUUGUUGCUUCCCACAUAUAAACCCUUUACCCCUUGGAAAAGAAAAGGGAAGUCAAAUGAUCAAAGGUUAUGUGAAAGUUUCACCUGUAUACAAGACAUGUUUGCUUAGGAAAGCACAAUGGAAAAAGUAAUCGCUGCGGCCCGGUGAUGAUCAGUGGCCCAUGAAAUGCACAUUAACCAGUGGGAAUGUGGUCAAGUUUGACACUUGAUAUUCUAAAUAUUGCGAAAGGGCACAAGUCUCUGUAAUGUACGGGUACUGCUAAAGUGCUGGAGGCAUCUGAUGCAGGGACAAAUGCUUCACUUAAAUUGAUGUUGUAUACAUUUAUUUAUUUAUUUUGCACUUCCUGUCUGUGUAAUUCUAAUAAACCCACAGAAGGUACAUUCGACUAAAGAAAAUUCUCUUGUGCUUUCUCUAUACCCAGUGCUUUUUUCCUAAAAAAAAAUGUUUAGGGGUACUUUCAUUUUCCAACUCUCAUUUUCCUACUCAAUGAGGCCAAAGUUAGAUUCACAAAAUGUUUAGGGGUAUGCGUCCCCCCAGAAAAAAGCACUGUCUAUACCUAUUCAUGUGGGUUUUCCCACAAGAGGCAGCGAUGGCCAACAACUUGGAUGCCUUUAAAAGAGGGGUAGGCAAAUUUGUGGUGGAUGCAGCUAUCUGUCACCGCUAACCCUGAUGCCUGUGUCCCACCUCCACUGUCAGAGGCAAUAGGCUUCUGAACACCAGUAGCUGGAAACUGCAGGAAGGCAGACUGCUCUUGUGCUCAGGCACUGCUUGUGGGUUUCCCACCAAGCAUCAGCUGAGAACUGGAUGGGCCAUUGGCCUGAUCCAGCAGGCUCUUCUUAUGUUCUUAUAUGGUGCACAAGAGACCCACAGUGCAAUCCUGUAUAUACCCACUAAGAAAUAAGGUCAAUAAGAUGCAUACCCCAGGUAAGUGUGCAUAGAAUGGCAGCUGCAUUUACACGUCACGUGCGACAUUGUCUUUGAGGAACACAUGAAAAGUGGGUGGUGGGUUUUUCUUUUUCUUCUCUCUCUUUACAUUUGACAUUGAGACUUCAAGAGUAAUAGCUACAGCUAUGGAGUGGAAAGAUUGCUAAUUGUGCUAAAAUUAUUAAUCUUGCUUGCACAUGCCCUUGCAAACCUUAUUUUGCAUCAAGAUACCGCUUUUUAAAAAUAAAGAUUAAUUGAUUUUUAUUUUGCCUUGGUUUGUUUCAGCACCUGGGAUCCAAGCAGUAUUCCCUCCUAUGAAGAAGCCUUGAACUGCCAGCCUGCUGAAAACACCCCAAACUGCACACAGCCCAACAGCCUGAAGGAGAGCCGCCCCCCCUUGUAUCAAGUGGUGGACGAAAAUGACACACGCCAUGCCGGCCGUAGGCGCAGUUCCUCUGAUAGCGUUUUGUUCCGGAAUAUUCUGCCGAGGCUGGAGUCAGCAUCGUGGGACGACUCGAGCGUCGCCUGCGACACUCCGCCCCCUAGCUAUGAGAGUGUUCGCUCAUGCGACGGAUGAUCUUGGGAUCAGGUUCAUCUGUCUUGGGAAUCUCUAGAUUACUAUUGAGCUGACACCUGCCUUUUUCUUAAAUUAGUUAUUUGUGGCAAGCUGGAGUGGAAAAGCUAAAUAGCUAUUAAAAAUACGAACAACUGUUUUGUCUUUUCGUAGGGGUCCCUGCCGAAUUGUCGGAGGUCAGUCUCGACAUUGCUUUUAUAGUGUGCGACUAGUGUGAAUACAAUGCUUCAUGUGCCGAGAAUGAUGCUUCAGAAGCACAUACUAAGUGCAUAGAAAAUUCAAACUUCCGCUAAAUGAAAGAACGGCUUUCAUAGGUUACACUGCUACAGACCUUUAAGGACAGUACACAGCGAAUUUGGGUAACCAGGCUGUGGAUAUAUGACAUUUUGAAAAUGUUCUGAAAUGCUCUUAAUAAAAUUACUAUCAAUUCUGAA
Molecule: messenger RNA, 15651 nt
Organism: Podarcis lilfordi (Lilford's wall lizard)
Lineage: Eukaryota; Metazoa; Chordata; Lepidosauria; Squamata; Lacertidae
Source: the annotation of a GenBank genome assembly